Molecule: messenger RNA, 2596 nt
Organism: Pecten maximus
Lineage: Eukaryota; Metazoa; Mollusca; Bivalvia; Pectinida; Pectinidae
Product: protein RRNAD1-like
Exons: 11
Coding region: 176-1726 (516 amino acids)
Source: RefSeq, a predicted model, not a curated record
UUUUCUUCUGCUCUUCUCACUGUACUGCAUGUCGUUGUACCUGUACUGUACGUAAGAUGAGUGUGUAAUAUGCCAUGACUAGCCAUGACAACCAGUUUGUGUCGAUUUACACGACCGUUCAAUGUCAAUGUUGUCGAAUAACUGUCAUUAGGUUCACACGACCAGACCCCAUCAUAUGAAGCAAGUCGAUCUGCUAAAUACAGUCAUGGAAAAUUACAACAACGAGCUGGUCUUGAAAUUUCUUGAGAAGUAUGACUGGAUUUAUAAUUUCCAGCUGAUAAAAUUCUUUUUGGAUAGAGUAUGGGAAAAUAUCCCAAGAGAGUGGUGUGAAGUUCUACUGUCACUGUCAAUAGAAGAUCUCAACAGAUUACCUUAUGGAGACAUGAGGGAUGAAUGGCCAGCCUCUCUGAAAGAAUUCAUCAGAACAGCAUUGACCUUGUCCCUGCCAAGGUCACCAAGGAAAGGGACAAUACCUCUGGGCAUUGACCCAGAAAUGCGACGAGGCAUGACACCAAAGAAGCAACAUGAGGUAUCCUUGAUGUCAUCGGUCGUGCAUGACGUAGCACAGAGAGCUGACUGUGAAGUUAUUCUAGAUAUUGGAUCCGGACUGGGUUAUCUGGGACAGCUACUUCAGAAACAUUUUGGCUACCACAUUAUAGGACUAGAGAGUAAGCAGGGUCACACCUCUGGGGCAGAGAGAAGGGCCCGACAUACAACAGAACUUGACAAAUUGUCCUUAAAACAACCCCAACAGUUUCUGGGUGUGUGCAAUUCUUGUCAAAAAAGUAGGUGUGUGGAAGGACAAACUGAUGUUUUGAAACAUCCCCCAGAUUUCAGCAGUGAUGUCAUGGUACCAGAUUCAAAGCCACAACUUGAGAGACCAGUGACCUUGACAUUACCACGGGCUCUGAUGAUUGGUCUGCAUUGCUGCGGUGACCUCACUCCAACUAUGAUGGAAUAUUUCCAGAGUCUGGACUUUGUUAGGGGGCUAUGUUGUGUCAGUUGCUGUUAUCACAGAAUGGAGGUCAAAGCAGGGAAUGAGACACCAUACAACUUUCCAUUGAGUGCAACAACGUGUAAAAUCUACAACAAACUAAGGGGAGAUAACCCCAAGUGGAGUAUUGGCACCUUUGCUUUACGACUAGCUGCACAGGAGACCAGGGCUCGGUGGGGUAAGCAGACUGCUGAAGACCAUGAUUACCACACAAAGAACGUAGGGUACAGAGGCAUUCUGGAGCUCUAUAAACAUACCAGUAAGUCUUCUAGAGGUACAGAGGGAUUCUCCAGCUCUAUAAACAUACCAGUAAGUUUUCUAAAGGUUCAGAGUGAUGUGGUACAAAGGGAUUGUCUAGCUCUAGGGAUUCUCGAGCUCUAUAAACAUACCAAAUCUAAAAAUUGUGAGAAGGCAGCUAGGAGGAUAGCCAGAAAGUCUGACUUUUCUUCAUUCACAGCCUACGUUGAGGCAGCCAGUUGUCGCCUUGAAGCAGAAGAGGGGACUGGUAUAGACAGAGCAGAACUGUUCAGAUUAUAUGAGGAAAACAAGGACAAGAUGAGGUUUAUAGAACCUCUGACAGCACUCCAGUAUCUGCUACAGCCAGUUUUGGAGGGACUUAUCACUACAGACCGAGCCCAGUAUUUAAAGGAACACGGCAUCACUACAGAAAUUAUACCAAUAUUUGACGAGGUUAUCUCCCCUAGGAACUUGGCUUUGAUAUCUGUGAAAUGAUGCGUACUUACAUUGUAAUAUAACAGUGAUGUCAAAUAUACAGACCAGAGGAGAUACCAAACUGUACUAAAUAACUGGGAUUAUUGAACGGUGGAUAUGGUUGCAAUCACAGUGACUUAUAUUAGUGAUGGGAAUCGGCCUCACUUUCAGAAUCGAUAAAACAAAAUCUCGAAAUCAAUAAAUAUAGAUUAUGACCAAUUUUCUCAAUUUCACAAAAAAUUUUCCUUUUGUAGAAAAUAUAUGUACAUCUCAUGUGAUCAAGUACAUUGAUUACACAGCCAUUAAUUCUUAUCAAAGUGUUGAUACUGAACACAAACAAAACAUCAAACAGUUGUUAGUAUAUUUAAAUCUCCUUAAUCACUUGCAAACGACCAAUGGAUUUAUCGGUAAAAUAUAAGAACAGCUGGUUCUUGGUUUGGUAGUAUUACAAAAAAUACACAAAAGGCAAAGCUUUACAAACACUUCCAGAAAUUUACAAUUAAUUGCCUUUUCAGAAUCGUCAUCGAUGACCCUCCUUCUUUUCUUUUUUUUCACUAAUUUUCGAUUAUUUUUUAUCAUUGACCCACAACUUAUUAAUAUUUUUGUUCUUACGCUCGUGACUAUGUCAUGUGGAAUAAAUUUUAUAAGUUCAAUAAUUUGAUAUGCCUCAAGCCUUUAGGUGAUUGGCAAAUUCCAUGUUACAUAGCCAGGAGUGUAAGAUUCUGUUUAUCACAGAUCUCAUUACAACACAAAUACAAUACAAAUGCUCAUGGAAGUUAUUGUUUUAUGUAGCCAAGUUUUCCAUCUCCACUGGAAUCACAUGCAUAACAAGACUUUUGUUGUUGAAUUGUUAAUUUUUACUCAUAAAUAAACUUCAAUCAAAACAAUUUA